CCAAGACGCUGUGAAAUUGUUCGCACACAACGUAGAAGAGAAGCGGAAAGUUUUUGUUUACGUAGUGCUUUUUAAAGCAGCAAUAACAAUUAAAUUAAUCUACAAAAAAUAGUGAAUUUAUAUGCACAAUCUUUUAUAAAUUAAUAUUUGUAAUAAUAGUUUUUAUUUAUAAAUACCCCAAGCAUUUGUGUAAAAUUUGGCUAAAAGCCAAGUAGCAAACCAUACCAACUAUUCGCUUAAAAUUCCAGCAUAAAAUUGCAAUCCGAAUCAAAGAGGUAAAAGACGAGGCGUAUAUUCGUUUUAGUGCAAAAAUCGCUUACUUGAAAUUGUGAAAGUUUAUUUUUUGUUCUUCUCAAUUGCAAAGUGUAUUUUGGAAUAGUGUGAAUAAAAUAGAGCAUUCAUUUUAGUGUAAAUAAUUCAAAUAUCUGAUACAUAUUUUGCAUAUUGUGAAAUACAUACACCUACUCAUACAGAGCUCAGUGAUUAAUAAGUGAAAACUGGAGCCAUCGACAGCUGAAGCAAAAAUGCAGAACUAUGCGGAUGCCUUGAGUGCCAAGGGGUAUCGCAGUUUUGGCUUCGAUACGGACAUGGAAAUGGAGUUUGAUUUAAAUAAUGGGCACGACUUGAAAACCAAAUCCGGAUCCGAUUCGCCCACCUCCACCGCAGCGGCACGUCUGUCGAAGACACCUGUACCCAGUGAAGUUUCCGAAGAUGGACUUCCGAAUGAAAUUUCCGCUCCAUAUGAAGUACCACAAUUCCCUAUCGAACAAAUUGAGAAGAAAUUACAAAUCCAGCGGCAAUUAAAUGAGGCAAUACCCUCGAGAUCUGACAAGCAUCAAUCAGUACUAACUGAAGAGAGUUUAAUGACAUUGGACAACUACGACGAAGAAGAACAUGAAUUGCCCAAUUUCCAACGUGUUUCCAUCUCUGGUGAGGAUACAAGUGGCGUGCCAUUGGAAGAUUUAGAGCGCGCCUCCACGCUGCUCAUACAAGCGCUGGAAUUACGCGAACGUUAUAUGUUGCAUUCGGGUCAGUCGUUUCCGACAACAACAAGACGUUUUCUAAAAACCGUGCACGAGCGCAAUCGUUUCGGCACGAUUGAACACGAGAAUCGCAAGACCAUCGCAGACCAUCCCAUACAUCCGCCAAAUGACAAGUCUGAUCCAUGGGAAGUGGAAUUUCCAGCUGAUAAUGAUUAUGAAAUUAAAAGUAUUAACGGUGUCUUCCACGUCUACAAGGAUAAGGAAUGCACGCAGGAGGUGAAAUGCGAGUAUCCAAAUCUCAAGGAGUUCGUUAACGACAUGCAGGUCAUGUGUAAUAUGAUUGUUGAUGGACCACUUAAAUCGUUUUGUUAUCGCCGCCUUUGCUAUCUCUCAUCGAAAUUCCAGUUGCAUGUCCUUUUAAAUGAGCUACGUGAGUUGGCUUCUCAGAAGGCGGUGCCACAUCGUGAUUUCUAUAAUAUUAGAAAGGUGGACACUCACAUUCACGCCGCUUCAUGCAUGAAUCAGAAACACUUGCUGCGUUUCAUUAAGAAGACGCUCAAAAAUAACGCCGAUGAAAUUGUGACAAUCACCAAAGGUCAACCAAUGUCACUGAAAGAUGUUUUCCAGUCAAUGAAUCUGACCACCUAUGAUCUAACUGUGGAUAUGUUGGAUGUGCAUGCGGAUCGGAACACAUUCCAUCGUUUCGACAAAUUCAAUUCCAAAUACAAUCCGAUCGGUGAGUCGCGUUUGCGCGAGGUCUUCCUCAAGACGGACAACUAUUCGAAUGGCAAAUAUUUUGCACAAAUUAUUAAGGAAGUCGCCUUCGAUUUGGAGGAAUCGAAAUACCAAAAUACCGAGCUACGUCUCUCCAUUUAUGGCAAAUCACCGGAUGAGUGGAAGAAGCUAGCCAGAUGGGCCAUCGAAUAUAAUGUGCAUUCGACAAAUGUACGCUGGUUGAUACAGAUUCCACGACUUUAUGAUAUCUUCAAAUCCAAUAAUUUGAUGAAUUCAUUCCAAAAUAUAUUGGACAACAUCUUUAAGCCACUCUUCGAGGCUACCAGCCGACCCAGCGAGCAUCCGGAUUUACAUCGUUUUCUUAAUUAUGUAAUCGGUUUCGAUUCAGUGGACGAUGAAUCGAAGCCGGAGAACCCAAUUAUUGAUUUGGACAUACCAACACCGGAAGCCUGGAGUGAGGAGGAGAAUCCACCAUAUGCCUACUACAUUUACUAUAUGUACGCGAAUAUGACUGUGCUGAACCAAUACCGGAAAGCGCGCGGCAUGAAUACAUUCGUUUUGCGUCCGCAUUGCGGUGAGGCCGGCCCGGUACAGCAUUUAGUUUGUGGCUACCUAAUGGCUGAGAACAUCUCUCACGGUCUCCUCUUGCGUAAAGUGCCUGUGCUGCAGUAUCUCUUUUAUCUGACACAAAUCGGCAUUGCCAUGUCGCCACUCUCCAACAAUUCACUUUUCCUCAACUAUCAUCGCAAUCCGCUGCCGGAGUAUUUGGCGCGCGGUCUGAUUGUCUCACUUUCCACUGAUGAUCCACUGCAAUUCCACUUCACAAAGGAACCCCUGAUGGAGGAGUACAGCAUUGCGGCGCAAGUGUGGAAGUUGAGCUCAUGUGAUAUGUGCGAAUUGGCGCGCAACAGUGUGAUUAUGAGUGGUUUUCCGCAUAAGGUCAAACAACACUGGCUCGGACCGAAUUAUACGCGUGAAGGUGUUGCCGGCAAUGACAUAACGCGCACAAAUGUGCCCGACAUACGCGUGGCCUACCGGCAUGAAACACUGCUCGACGAGCUGUCGAAUAUCUUCAAGGUGCACGAGAUACCGAAAAGUGAGUAAGCCUACCCGGGACAACAACCAGCGCAGCAGUGACCAAAAACAACACAAACACAUUUGAUAACACAUACAACUGCGUAAGCGAUUGCUUAGCCCGAAUAGCUGGUGCCAUGACGGUUGAGUCGACAUCUUCUCAUGAAUUUACCUACAAACAUAUAUAAACUCCUUGAGGCUCCUUUUUCUACCACAAUUAUAACUGUAAUUACUAUAUACAUAUAUAUUAAUAUUAUUACUACUACUAUUACUACAUAUAACUGCUGUUACUAAAACCAAUCAACAACUACUUCAACACGCGCGUAUUUACAUACAUGUGAAUUUGAAUCUUCUUGUUAUAACCUUAAUGAAAAUAUGUAAGUAUGUUGGCUUAAGUGUAUGUUACAUUUUGUAAACACACACACACACAUAUUUAUUGAAAUAUCUUUUUUCGUAUUUAACACUUGAAACUCAUAAACAAUUAACAAAAGUCUAAACAAUUGCAGAGCAGAGUGCAAACAACAUUCAACUGCAAGCUGAAGAAGUUGAAAAUGAAGUUGAAAAAGCAAAUCAAAUCGAAGCCGUUAAGUCAUUUUUUCUUAGCUCAGAAUAUAGCUCGGGCUUGGAGGAUUUAUAAUAUUUGUUAUUGUUUCAUAAUUAUUUGAAUUUUUAAAAAAAUUUUUAUUCUAAUUUGCCAUCGCUUUUAAGCAAGUAAAAUAUAUGUAUGUAUGUAUAAUAAUAAUAUUGUUAUUUAUAGUAUAUAUGUAUAGCCUCUUCCAAUGAGCAAAACUGUUAAAAUUUGUUGUUGUAUUUAUGCUCACACGUAUCUGUAUGUAAUAUAAAUUAAUUUGCAAUUUCCUCAAUUCGGCUUGUUAAACUAAAAAUUGCUACGGCAACUGCAAAUUGUUUCAUGUCAAACGCAAAUGCAACAAAAAAAUAAAAAUUGAAUUGUUUAAUGGUGCAAAAUGCAAAAAUAAAUUGUGAAAAUCCAUUUAAGCAUUAAA
This is a messenger RNA of Bactrocera dorsalis (oriental fruit fly), 3796 nucleotides long. RefSeq names its product AMP deaminase 2. Bases 525 to 2822 code for a protein of 765 amino acids. The transcript is spliced from 12 exons. Gene Ontology annotation, molecular function: AMP deaminase activity. NCBI's taxonomy places the organism in Eukaryota, Metazoa, Arthropoda, Insecta, Diptera, Tephritidae. Gene Ontology annotation, cellular component: cytosol. Gene Ontology annotation, biological process: IMP salvage; AMP metabolic process. The record is from RefSeq and is a predicted model, not a curated record.